AUGAAAACCUACUCGCAGGAAGAAUUGAAUCUGGCCCAAACGUAUAGCCAAAUCUGUCCUGCCGGUGCCGCGAUGGCUUUGACUAGCAAGGCAACUGGCACCCUAGCACCUUCCAAAGAUCAGCUCCGUUACAACAAGUCUCCCACUUCUAACAAACCUGUAUCCAAUCCCAGAUUCGUUGCAUUGUAUCACGAGGUCACUGAGACAAGUUUGCUAACCAUUUCAAAGGCCAGCAUGAAUAGGAGGGCUCAACAGAUGAACAAUGAGGGUGUCUUUGAUGAGGACCUGGAACAAGCUGAAGAUAUACAGCUCACCUAUGAGGACUCCAGUUCCACUGUCCAGCAGCUGAGACUUAAGUCAGCUGCAGAGAAGGUUGGUAUUGCAGAGGCACUAUUGGCCAUGAAGCAAGAUAUGCAAGUGGGCAAAAAGGUGUUCCUUGCUUGUGCCUGGUGCACUGAAGAAGAGAGAAAACUGUUUCAGAAGUAUCCAGAAGUUCUUAUGGUUGAUGUAACGUUUCAAACAAACAAUCAGGGAAGGCCUCUGUUUACAAGUUGCUCACCAGGCAGGGACAUGUUCUUCUUCACACCAUUAAGGGCCUACUUACCUUCCCAAUGUAGGUGGGUCUUCAGUUGGCUGUUUGGAAGUGCCAUACCAUUGUUACUUGGCAUGUACUCUCUUGCAAGAACUCAGCUGGUGCUCAGUGACGGUGACCCAAACAUCUAUCUAUCGUUUGAAGAACACCAGCCCAAAGCUUACCCAAAUGCCAUUCAUGGAUUGUGCAUUUACCAUCUUGUGACCAAACCACUGGCUGAAGCUGGAAGUAAAUUGGUAGGGAAGGAUGAUCCCUUUGUAUUGAAUCAAAUCGAGACUUUCAAAAGAUGGGUCUUUACCUGGAUGUGUCUUGGAGGAAUUGAGACUGAUGAGGAAUUUGAAAUCUCACAUGGAUUGUUGGUCCAGUGGCUGAAGGCAUUUCGCAAUGAUGAUGCGACCGAAAGAGCCUCUGAGGACCUCAAGCACAACUCUUACAUUUGGAGCUCGAGCUGA
Seminavis robusta is the source of this 1044-nucleotide messenger RNA. NCBI's taxonomy places the organism in Eukaryota, Bacillariophyta, Bacillariophyceae, Naviculales, Naviculaceae. The record is from the annotation of a GenBank genome assembly.